Molecule: messenger RNA, 525 nt
Organism: Danaus plexippus (monarch butterfly)
Lineage: Eukaryota; Metazoa; Arthropoda; Insecta; Lepidoptera; Nymphalidae
Gene: Rpb11
Product: DNA-directed RNA polymerase II subunit RPB11
Exons: 4
Coding region: 113-466 (117 amino acids)
Biological process (GO): transcription by RNA polymerase II
Cellular component (GO): RNA polymerase II, core complex
Molecular function (GO): protein dimerization activity; DNA binding
Source: RefSeq, a predicted model, not a curated record
AUUGACAGUUUGUCACUUGAACAACUAGGUAUUUUAAGUUGUUGUUACCUGAUGAAUAUUGCAAAAAUAUUUUGAUAAUAACAGUUAAUACUAAUUAUUUGCUCGUUUCACCAUGAACGCACCACCGACAUUCGAAUCAUUUUUACUGUAUGAUGGAGAAAAGAAGGUUCAGAAAGAAGAAGAUACAAAAGUUACAAAUGCGGCUAUAUUUACUGUUAAUAAGGAAGACCAUUCGCUUGGAAACAUGAUUAGACACCAACUUUUAAAGGACCCGAAAGUAUUGUUUGCAGGCUAUAAAGUACCACAUCCUUUAGAACAUAAAUUUGUUUUGCGUAUUCAAACAACUUCGGACUAUACACCUCAAGAUGCCUUUAUGAAUGCCAUAACAGAUUUAACAUCUGAGUUAUCUUUGUUUGAAGAACGAUUUAAGGAAGCAAUUAAAGAAAAGAAAGAUGGCUUGGACUGAAGAAAAUCAAUGAAUAAAAUUAAGCUAAAUAAAAUUAAGUACAUAUGUGUAAAUAUUGA